GCAGCAAGCAAGAAGAAGGACCAUCCAAUUAAGUGAUGACAACACUGCAACCCAGAGCAAUCGCCGGCCACACAUCGACGACAUGGCGGGGCCAGGCCUGUUGCUUGCUGCCCGAUGCAGCGCUCUUGUGCCCUCAGCUUCGCUGUCGCGAGCGUCACUGUCGCCCUUGUGCCUCGCACCCUUGUCAAGCACACUGACCACGCGCACAAUGCGGGCAGUGCAUGUGCACUGUGUGCGUGCACGACAACACCACCAACACCGAUCCGCGUCGUCGAGCACAGCCCAGCAGCCCCCAUCAGCGUCACGGCAGCUGCCGCACGUCGUGGUCCUCGGGACGGGAUGGGCUUCUCACCGCUUCGUCCGUGACAUCGACCACAACAAGUACCAUGUCACAGUGGUGUCACCUCGUGAUCACAUGCUUUUCACACCGCUCCUCACGUCCACUGCCGUCGGCACGCUGGAGCACCGUUCCAUCAUCGAGUCCAUUCGCGCCACCGCCUCUGAGCGCCACUUUGACUUCCAGCAGGCCCAGGUCACAGACAUUGACUUUGACAACAACAAGGUGAUGUGCCAGUCUGCCGUCUAUUCCAAUGACGAGGAGCCCGAGCGCUUUCCGAUUCCAUACGACUUCCUCGUCGUCGGCAUCGGUGCCGUCCCAAACACGUUUGGCGUCCCCGGCGUCAAGGAGCAUGCCUUCUUCCUUAAGGAAGCCAGCGAUGCAAGAGAUGUGCGGCGUCGCAUUCACGACUGCUUUGAGGCCGCGUCUUUUCCGAUGAAGACAGCGCAGGAGAUUGAAGACCUUCUCACGUUUGUCGUGGUUGGUGGUGGGCCGACUGGGGUUGAGUUUGCGGCAGAGUUGACCGACUUCCUACGCGAGGACUGCACUCGUCUCUAUCCACACAUCCAGCACCGCCCCCGCGUCAUCCUCCUCGAAGCAAGCGGCGCAGUGCUGAGCGCCUUUGACAGCAGUCUUCGCCAGUAUGCACUCCGUCGCCUGGAGCGGCAGGAUUGCCACGUCCGUCUUGGCCGCAGUGUCAAAGAGGUGAAGCGACAUGAGGUUGUGCUGGACAAUGGCGAGGUCAUCAACACUCAUUGCAUCGUCUGGUCAACAGGCGUUGGCCCGCGCGCGCUCGUGAAGUCACUCGAUGAAAGGUAUCUCACCGAGAACAAGCAACACAUCCGCGUUGAUCGGGGCCUCAAGAUCGCCAACACCCAGAACGCAUUUGCAUACGGCGACUGUGCCCGCAUCGAUGGGUACAUCCUCCCUGCCGUUGCCCAGGUGGCAGAGCAGCAGGGAAAGUUCCUCGCCGAUGAAUUCAAUCGCGCAACACCGCAGCGAGAGGUUGGCUGCGACACAUUCAAGUUUGCCUCUUCAGGGAUGCUUGCCUACCUCGGCCACUACGGCGGUGUUGCUAAGAUUGCCGUGCCAACACCUGACGACGUCACGAAUGUGAAGUUGUCUGGGCUGACUGCGUGGCUGGUGUGGCGGAUGGGUUACUUGACCAAGCUUGGCCGCUGGAGGAACAGGCUACAGGUGCCGUUCGACUGGCUGAAAACAAUGAUCUUUGGCCGCGAUCCAACAAAGUUCUGACAACUGCGCAGUGCCGUGUCAUUCGUCAGUGAUCUCUCAUUUGUCCAUCAUGCCAUGCACGCAAAGCCAAACCAAAAUGAAAUGGAGUCUUGACCACAAA
Molecule: messenger RNA, 1691 nt
Organism: Salpingoeca rosetta
Lineage: Eukaryota; Choanoflagellata; Craspedida; Salpingoecidae
Exons: 15
Coding region: 83-1591 (502 amino acids)
Molecular function (GO): NADH dehydrogenase activity
Source: RefSeq, a predicted model, not a curated record